This is a messenger RNA of Funneliformis geosporum, 423 nucleotides long. Lineage: Eukaryota; Fungi; Glomeromycota; Glomeromycetes; Glomerales; Glomeraceae. The record is from the annotation of a GenBank genome assembly.
AUGAAUGAAAUAAAUGAUACCUCGGAGGACUCUUUAUAUAGACGUCGUAUUCCAACAGGACACGCGUCGUUUGAUGAGUUAUACGUAAAAUUUUUCGGGAAUAUUCCUGAGGAACAAAAUUUACUGAUAUAUCAGAAUGAGUCAUUUGAAUCUUUGCAUCAACAAUAUUAUCCUAACAACGAAAAUACGGAAAUGAUAAAACGACAAUGCAUGUUUGAUGACUUAUAUUCGAAGUUUGCAGAUAAAUUUCAAACUUUUGACGAAGAAAAAUGUUCGCCCGAUUUUAUCUACACUCUCGUUGAUAACGCCUCAAACGAUACAAAUCAAAAAUGCGAAUUCACUUCAUUUCCACAAACACGAUCAAGUAUUACUUCACCUCACAAACAAACUUUCAAAAAUAUUAAAAUCAUCAAAAGGAAAUAA